AUGCUGCCGCUGGCCGCCCUGCUGCUGUGCCUGGCCCUGCUGUGCGCCUGGGGGCUGGCACGCCGGCGGGGUCCCACGGGGACGGGGACGGGGCGGCUGCGGAGCCUGCCAGCCCUGCCGCUGGUGGGGAGCUUGCUGCAGCUGGCCGGGCACCCCCAGCUCCACCUGCGGCUCUGGCGCCUGCAGGGCCGCUACGGCAGCCUCUACGGGCUCUGGAUGGGCUCCCACUACGUGGUGGUGGUCAACAGCUACCAGCACGCCAGGGAGGUGCUGCUGAAGAAGGGGAAGGCUUUCGCCGGACGGCCCCGCACCGUGACCACGGACCUGCUGUCCCGGGGGGGCAAGGACAUCGCCUUCGCCAGCUACGGCCCCCUCUGGAAGUUCCAGCGCAAGCUGGUGCACGCCGCCCUCUCCAUGUUCGGGGAGGGCUCGCUCGCCCUCGAGAAGAUCAUCUGCCAGGAGGCCGCGUCCCUAUGCGAGACGCUCAGCGCCGCGCAGGAUGCAGCCUUGGACAUGGCCCCGGAGCUCACGCGGGCCGUCACCAACGUGGUCUGCUCCCUCUGCUUCAACUCCUCCUACCGGCGCGGGGACCCCGAGUUCGAGGCCAUGCUGGAGUACAGCCAGGGCAUCGUGGACACCGUGGCCAAGGAGAGCUUGGUGGACAUCUUCCCCUGGCUCCAGAUCUUCCCCAACAAGGACUUGGCCCUGCUGAAGAAGUGCCUCAAGGUCAGGGACGAGCUGCUCCAGCAGAAGUUCACCGAACACAAGGAAGCCUUCUGCGGGGACAGCGUGAGGGACCUCAUGGAUGCCCUCCUGCAAGUGAGGCUCAGCGCCGAGAACAACAGCCUGCCGGCACCGGGGCUGGAGCUGACAGACGACCACCUCCUCAUGACGGUGGGGGACAUCUUUGGGGCUGGCGUGGAGACCACCACGACCGUGCUCAAGUGGACUGUGCUCUACCUCCUCCACUACCCUGAGGUCCAGAGGAAGAUCCAGGAGGAGAUGGACCAGAAAAUCGGCCUGGCCCGUCACCCCCACCUCAGCGACCGCCCGCUGCUGCCCUACCUGGAGGCCACCAUCAGCGAAGUGCUGCGCAUCCGGCCCGUGUCCCCCCUGCUCAUCCCACACGUGUCCCUCACCGACACCAGCAUCGGGGAGUACGCCAUCCCCAAGGGCGCCAGGGUCGUCAUCAACCUCUGGUCCGUGCACCACGACGAGAAGGAGUGGGACAAGCCCGAGGAGUUCAACCCUGGCCGCUUCCUGGACGAGCAGGGCCAGCACAUCCACUCGCCCUCGCCCAGCUACCUGCCCUUCGGGGCCGGGAUCCGCGUGUGCCUGGGCGAAGUCCUGGCCAAGAUGGAGCUGUUUCUCUUCCUGGCCUGGGUGCUGCAGAGGUUCACGCUCGAGUGCCCCCAGGACCAGCCCCUGCCCUCGCUGGAGGGCAAGUUCGGCGUCGUGCUGCAGGUGCAGAAGUUUCGGGUGAAGGCCAGGCUGCGGGAGGCCUGGAGGGCGGCCUCGUGA
This is a messenger RNA of Cygnus atratus (black swan), 1521 nucleotides long. RefSeq names its product steroid 17-alpha-hydroxylase/17,20 lyase. Gene Ontology annotation, molecular function: steroid 17-alpha-monooxygenase activity; iron ion binding; heme binding. The transcript is spliced from 8 exons. The coding region runs from base 1 to 1521 and encodes 506 amino acids. The record is from RefSeq and is a predicted model, not a curated record. NCBI's taxonomy places the organism in Eukaryota, Metazoa, Chordata, Aves, Anseriformes, Anatidae. Gene Ontology annotation, biological process: hormone biosynthetic process; progesterone metabolic process.